AUGAGUUCCUACUACGACGUAGAUGCCAUCCUUACGGAUGCCCAGAAGGUACCCUGUACUUUCGAGCUUACCGUUCCUGGCCUCGGCUAUCUUGAGGGCAACAUGAGCGGCGAUAUGAAGCAGGGUUCAAAAGUCGAGCUUCCACUAUGGCUGGGCGAAAUGCUUGCACUGAGUCAAAGUCUAAAUACAUCCUCUCUUGUGACCAUCGACCCUCCGUCCGCCCUAUCGCCGCGCGUCUUGAACGCCCUUAAAGCUGACCCGAGAACUGUCGAUCUACGAGCUCUCGCCCCGCACUUCUACAACCUCGGCGCACGAAUCCUGGAGCUGUUUGAGGAGGAAGAAAUGAUCGAGGUACUAAGCGAAACAUUCAAGGCUAGGGCUGCUCUCAUAGCAGAUCAAGCCCAUAACCCACGAGGUGCACUAGGCGAAGGCGCCGACUUCAUGCGAGGUCUGGAUGAGAACGAGCGGCAGUUGUUUCGCGCGGCACACGAUAGCGCAAAGGGCGUACGGACGUGGAUGGCAGAUCUGAAGAAGAAAUGA
Molecule: messenger RNA, 540 nt
Organism: Alternaria atra
Lineage: Eukaryota; Fungi; Ascomycota; Dothideomycetes; Pleosporales; Pleosporaceae
Exons: 4
Coding region: 1-540 (179 amino acids)
Biological process (GO): mitotic DNA replication initiation
Cellular component (GO): GINS complex
Source: RefSeq, a predicted model, not a curated record